Messenger RNA from Motacilla alba alba, 4627 nucleotides. RefSeq lists its product as uncharacterized. The record is from RefSeq and is a predicted model, not a curated record. Bases 562 to 1929 code for a protein of 455 amino acids. The transcript is spliced from 9 exons. NCBI's taxonomy places the organism in Eukaryota, Metazoa, Chordata, Aves, Passeriformes, Motacillidae. Gene Ontology annotation, molecular function: protein binding.
UAGGCUGGAGAAAAGGAGGCUCGGGGGAGACCUUAUCACUCUCUACAACUACCUGAAAGGAGGGUGUCAGCAGGUGGGAGUUGGCCUCUUCUCCCAGGCAGCCAGUGACAGUACAAGAGGACAUAGUCUCAAGCAAUGGCAGGGCAGGUUUAGGUUGGACAUUAGAAGGAAUUUCCUCACAGAAAGGGUGAUUAUAUACUGGAAUGGAUUGCACUUGCACGGGGAGGUGGUGGAGUCACCAUCCUUGGAGCUGUCUGAGGAAAGACUGGAUGUGUAGUGCCCAUGUCUAGCUGACAUGGUGAAGUUCGGUCACGGGCUGUUCUCGAUGAUCUCAGAUGUCUUUUCCAACCUAAUAAAUUCUGUGAUUCUAUAGAGGCUGAUUUGGUACGAGGCAAGCCUUCCCGGAUUCGGAAGGCCUGAGCAGCCGGCGCUACUCCCCAGAGCUCCUCGCGGCUUGGCAGGGCUGCCGCCGGCACCGCCCCACACGGGCACGGCCGCGCCCCGGGCGCUCCCCGCACGGGCAGUGCGGGCCCCUCCGCAGCUGUGCGGCCGGGCCGGGGGAUGCCGGGGCCGCCCCCGCUGCGCCGCGGGGCUUUAAUGGCAGCCGCGGCGGCCCGGCCUGCUCCCGCCAUGCUGCGCGCCCGCCGCCGGGGCCGGCCGGGGCCCGCGGGCAGCGCCCGGCACGGCGGCCUCGCCUUCUACGUGCUGUGGGCUCUGCGGGAGCCGCCGCGGCGGCUCGGCAGCCAUUCCAGCCAGAUGGGUUUCCAGGCUUGGCUGCCCCUGCCAUUGCCACAGCAGCUGGUGGUGUUUGGCCUGGGCGACUGGAGCUGUUACUCUCCGGACACGAGCAUCGCAGUGGAUGUGCUGGUGUCCCCAGGCGUCGCGCCACAGCGGCUCGGCAGGCUGGAGCCCACCCGCAGGUCUCUGGUGUGGGAAGAUGACUGGAGAACAGAUCUUUUCAUGGCCUCGUUGAAAGAGAUGGACAAAGGCAACCCUGUGAGGCUUGUUCUGACUGUCAAUGGACAGCUGCUCCGAGGUGUCUCCAGCAGUACACCUGUCCAUCCCUUCCUUGUACCAGAGACCACCCAGUCACCAGUGCUCCCAGCAGAUGAUAGGCCACUUGGCCAGGACCUGGAGGAUCCUACUGGGGUUAAGAGUCAGAGCUCAGAGGUGGCUGCCAGAGCAUCCAGGCCUGUGAAGAAGGAUGUCUGGCCACCACUGAGGACCCUGGUGGUACCCUGUGCUCUGAAGUCACCAGCUGGAAAGGUGGAAUCCAAUGCGGCCUGGAGGAAGAGUCCUGACCAAGGACCACCACCAAGAGUCCACUCCAAAAAGCCCAGAAAGGUUUUAUUUGAACCCACAGCAUCUGAGAGAGAUCUUGAUGAAGAAGAUCUGGCAGUGAAGGAGUUGCAAGGCAGUCCCAGCCCUCGGUGGUGCCAUGCCAUGUGCCUCAGUGACCUGGGGACAGCUGUUCUCAUUGGUGGAGAAGGUGUCAAUCAACAGUCCUGCAGGGAUGCUCUUUGGAAGCUGGAAAUUGACAGUGAUUUAUGGCUUCCAGUGGGUUUCCAGCUGCAAAAUGCCAUGCCAUCGUGCUUGCAUGGUCACACAGCUACCUACGACCCUGACACCAAGCGUAUUUACAUCUUUGGGGGCAUAAGGGAGGACAAAGACCACAGCAGCAUCUACAUUCUGGACACAGUCACCUGGAAAUGGCUCCUUGUGGCUGCUAAAGGGAGGAUACCAGUGCUCACCUACCACAGUGCCACUAUCUACCACAAGGAGCUCUUUGUUUUUGGAGGAACUUUCCCCAGAAAGGCAUCACUGGCAGUUGCACCCUGCAGCAAUGUGCUCUAUGUCUUCAAUCCAGAGCAUGAAAUUUGGUAUCAGCCCAUUUCAGAAGGGGAGAAGCCUCUGCCUAGGCUUGGGUGAGAGUGCUUUCAUUCUAGCUAUCCAAAAUAGUGCAGGAAACCUCUGCUUAUCUUCCCUCCCACACCAGUGUGAUUUCUUAAAUAUUAGGUGAUUGUUCUCCACCAUGUACUCCUUAAGAUAGGACUGUGUUUAGAGCAAUGGAAUUCUUAGUACCUCCUGUUGUGAAUCCUGAUGGGAUUUUGUCCCAGGUGUAGACUGAAGCUAUGGCAGCCCAGUAGAAGAGGCCAAGGCUAAAAUGGAACUUUUGGGAACUUGCUGAAGAUGUUUUAUUAAUUUGCUUGCUCUCUGCCCAGGCAUUCAGCUACUCUACUGAAGAACAAGCUAGUGAUUUUUGGGGGUCAGAGGACUUCUGUCUACCUCAGUGACAUGCACAUUCUGGAUCUAGGUAAGAAAGUCUGUGCCUUGGGAAGAUCUGUUCCAAGACAGGGACUUGGGAGUGAGGUGUGCUCAGUGGGAAAACAGCAAUAGCAUUAUACAAACUCCUGACUAGGCAAUGGAGAUGAAAAACUAUGGGUUAAAAAACCAAAAAAAAAAAACAAAACCUUUCUGGGGCAAUAAGGGAGGGAUUGAAGAAAAAGCAAUGGCUUUUUUGGAAGAAGGUGGGUAACAGAGAAGGCAGAGGCAUUGUUGAUGUGGCAGAGUAUCUAAGUUUUUGUCUAGUUAUGAAGCUGAGGUUUUUGGACAUUUCACCUGCCUUUUCUCUGUCUGUCAGGUUUCAUGGAGUACACAUCAGUCCCCCUCCUGGCAGGACAGCCUUCUGCACGUUGGUAAGAUUCUACUGCAGACCCAGGAGCUUUCUUCUGUCAUUUCUCUCUGAAGCCAGGUUUAAACAGUGCUUGUGAUCAGAUCCAGCAGCCUAUCUCUGUUCCACUAGUCAAAAUACAGUGGAUCCUCUCUCCACAGUGGGGCCAGAAGUUCCUGUGCUGUCCUUGUUGGUGCCUGUAUGGUGUGGGGGGAUAUUCCUUAGUCUCCCUGGAAAUCUGUCUUUAAGGCUAGGAUAAGUUUUCUGCUGGGUGCCAGUAAACUGUAUGGCCUGCUGUUAGGUCUUCACAGUGCCUGGAGAGGUGCUGUGCCACACAGAGGAAGAAACUCCUGUACCAGGACUAUGCUGUUUCUAAAGGGACAGAAUUGCUCACUAGAACAAUGAUCUAAAUCAAUGUAGAGCCCAGCUAGCCUGCUAUCUCACCCCACAGAGCAAAGCAUAGGAGUUUUGAUAGCUCCUUCUGAGAUAAUGAAUUGCUAUUCAGGCCUGAUUGUGGCCUGACCUGCAGAGGCAAACAUCUCUUUUAGGGUUAUUCUGCAAGUCAGGGUAGAGAGAAGCAGAAGUCAACUUUCUUCCUGCAGCUUAAGCCCCCAAUCUCCUGAUCAAGUCUGCCAAUCCCUGUCCAUUGCUGACUGAGGCCAUCCCAGCAGGUUUUGUUUUAGUCACCUUUUGACUUUGCUUUGGUCACAGCUUUCAUGCAGCUCUGGCUGUGUCAGACCAGAAGGUUCUGAUCAGUGGAGGCUGCAAUGCCAGAGGAGCCUUGCAUGAUGCCUUUGUCUUCCACCUAGGUGAGUGACUCUCCUGCUCUGUUUUGACAGCUGAAGGUGACUCUGGGGCUGCAGUGGUGUUUCUGAACACCUAGUCUAGUCUCAAUACAUUUGUCUCAUCCUUUGCACUAGGAAAGGCCUUGUCAGUAUUGAUACCCCCUUUCCACUUCAGAUACUCUUUCAUGGAGCACAGUGAUCCACCAUGACCUCUGCUCUGUUCCCCGAGCUGGCCACACAUUGCUUGACCUGACUCCUGCCCACUUGAUGGAUAUGGAUGAGGAGAACAAAGAGGAGCAGAAGCUGCACACGGUGCUGGUCUUUGGGGGCUCCAACUGUGCUGGGACCUUUUAUAACAGCACACUCAAGAUCCAGCUGGAUCUAGGAUAGUGCACGAUUCUCAGAAUGAGCCUGAACAGCAAGGCUCUUUACCAGCCUAAAUACAGACAUGGAUGGCAAUAAAUGAGUCCAAGCAACAUGGCAGUCCAGGUAUCUGUAUGGAGGUGAAUGGCACCUUGGUACAAGAGAUGAUGGGUUUGUGAAAUCUGAAGGCCAUGGUAUUGUGGUAUUUUCCUAGGGUACCUGAUAUACAGUAUCUGGGCUCAGGUGCCAAAACAUUCAGCGGGAUCUGAGCUGACUCUGCACAAGAACACAGACAAAGGUUAUGGGUUCCUUUCUUGCCCUACAGGUUUUUAGCUGGAAUUCCCAGGGUGCUUUCAGCUUUGUAGGUGACUUAGGUGUUUGGUUUUGUUUGGGAUGAGUAGAAUGGUAUUUACUGCUGCUAUUUUACACUAAAAGUACAGGCAUGAUUCUGGUUUGGAGGGAAUCUGGGGUGGGAUUUCCUUGGGCAACAGUCAGCAGCUGAAGGCUAGGAAAACACCCAGAGCAGUAUCUGAGGAUGGGAAAAAGAAGAGAACAUAAUUUUCAUUGUAGGGGAGAGAGCUGGUUGUGCCUUGCUGUCUAUGGCACAAUCACCUAGCUUUUCUCUAGGCAGACCUUCUACAAAUUCCAUGUGACUGCUCUUGUUUAUUGCAAAGGGUGACAGAGUUGCCAACUUGGCUCUUUCAGGACCCAACAAGGGUUAAGCUAUCUUCUGUCAGAGACUAGAUCUGACUGUUUAUAUCCAUGGAGCUGAUGACUGUGCUGUGGCUCUGAGGCAGCUCCAAGGAUA